AUGGAUCUUCAACCUAGCUUGCAGACUCUGGGUAUAGAUGACCUGGCUGAUAUUACUCUCAACGAACUCGAGGGUAGAAUUCAACAUGUACACCCCAACCAAUUAUCCAAACAGGACGUGCUCCAAGUAUUCAUGAGAUGGCUUCAUGAACGAAUUAAAAAAGACAUCCAACAGAAGUCUUUGUUAUCAGAAUUUGCCAACCUGCUUUUGACAGGCGGGAAGCUGCAACAGGGGCCAUUUAGCGAAGAUGAAGUUGCAGAAGCCCUCAAAGAAUGGCAAAGAAAGGAUGCUGUGGAAACCCCUGCAAACAUACGUAGGUAUCAGAUGGUACAGCUAGAUUUCCAUGAGUUAUUUGAGCAGGCCAGGCGUGGCUCCAGGCAAGAGAAAGAUUCGUCCACGAGAUCAACUUCAAGCCAGGAGGAAAACUCCUUAGUCCGUCUGAACAAACUGAUUAACUCUCAAGAUAUAGCUGAAAUGGAAAUGAUGGAAUCGACAGCCCCGUGGGUACCUAGUGGGGGAAAGCAGAAGACGGGUGCCAACGAAAUUCCUCUAGGGCGAAAGGCCGACCUACGGAGCAACAUCUACAACGAGAUCGUCAAAAUUAAGGAAAAGAACAAGAAGAAGAGCUCAACUAAAGUUAAUAAAUUAUCACCCGUAGAACAGGCAGGAAAGUUGAGUUCGGGGGACGUAACUUCAAGGGAGGCUAGCCCAAUCAAAAGUUACGAGCCCGUCAUAUCAGACUAUUCUUCGCUGAAUAUGCCUCCCUAUUUAGCCACAUCUCCCCCAUACGGGUAUAUUUGCAAGCGUUGCGACCAGCCAGGACACUGGAUUCAGCUUUGCCCUACUAAUUUGGACCCAAAAUGGGACCAACCACCUCCCCAGUAUUAUCGAUGUGAAAUCUGCAAAGUAUCUGGCAGGCAUUUUGCAACGUUGUGUCCUCAAAAUGAGUAUGAGCUCUCCUUAACGCAACAGCGUCUUCGUAUUAAAGAUCAACCAAAGACGCCUGCGCGAGAAUAUUCCCAUUACCGAGACCGUUCUCCUUUCACGCCAUCUCCCCGCGGCCGCUCUCGAAGUCCUGCCUACUAUUCACAACGUAAAAGUCAUGGUGCUUAUAGACAAGACAAAAGCCCGAAGGAUCGAUCCUAUAAUUCAGGCGGCCGAUACAAAUCGCAAGACGACCGUAGAAGUGUCUCGCCUUGGACAGCGCGCGAGCGCAUGACUCGAGGGUCAUAUCAUAGAGAAGAGUCUCCUCGUGAAUACUCUUUGAGUAGUUAUCGUCUGAGAAGGCGUCCAACCACUCCGCCUCGAGAGAGUCGAAAGCGAGUCAAAACCCUCCCCCCCGAAGAACGACGCCGCCCGUUCUUAGAUUUAAAUAAGACUAAGAAAAAAGCGGACGAGGGGAGGCUUGGAUAUGACAAUGAUGAAUUUAUGGGUUCGCAUAUUUCUCUGGUAAUGCCAAAGGAAACUUCCCUUCCCGAGAGUCGUCUCUCGGAUACGGUUGAAAGUAAGGAUGAACUGAUGGCGGACGCAGCAUCAGUCCCUAAAGAUACGGAUGAAGACGUUGAGAAAGCUAGAAAAGAAGCAACCGAAUUCCUCGACGCUCUCGCGGUUGAAAUUUUCUCAGGCAGAACGCAAGCUCCUCUUCUUACAGACGAGGUGAACAUCGACGGAAGUAAGAAAUAA
Molecule: messenger RNA, 1683 nt
Organism: Daldinia decipiens
Lineage: Eukaryota; Fungi; Ascomycota; Sordariomycetes; Xylariales; Hypoxylaceae
Exons: 2
Coding region: 1-1683 (560 amino acids)
Source: RefSeq, a predicted model, not a curated record